This is a messenger RNA of Physella acuta, 594 nucleotides long. Its product is annotated as C-type mannose receptor 2-like. NCBI's taxonomy places the organism in Eukaryota, Metazoa, Mollusca, Gastropoda, Physidae. The record is from RefSeq and is a predicted model, not a curated record.
AUGAAUAAAGUCAACUUUUUGACCCCAGACACGUCAUGUGUAACAAAGUUCACGUGCGCCAAGUUUGUGACGCUACAUAACCCUAGCCUGGAGUUUGUACCACUGGGGGUGGAGCUGAUAUCUGUCAACCGUCUGGAAUGUGUUCGAACCUGUGUCUUACGUAACCGCGAGUGUUCAACGGUCCGUUACAGUCAGACGUCACAAGUCUGUCGUCUGGGCUCAUGGCCGAGAUCAACCGCCGCCCCCACCCCUCACCGUGACACCCACACACAGUUGUGUAACCAACCAUUAAACUUUGAACUUUUAAAGAACGGAAGUGUCAGUGUGUGUGUUCGUGUGUCGCUGGAUCGUUUCAACUAUACUAGUGCAAGAGACGUUUGCAAAGGUUUUGGGGGAAACUUGUAUACUAUAAAAACACAGGAGAAAUUGAACCUAAUCGUUGCCAUAGCAACAUCUGUAAAUGCCGACCUGUGGGUGGGUCUCGACGAUAUGGAACAAGAAGGAAUCUUUCGGUGGGUGGACGAUGGAUCUCUCCUGUCUGAUGGAACAAGAAGGAAUCUUUCGGUGGGUGGACGAUGGAUCUCUCCUGUCUGA